This is a messenger RNA of Papaver somniferum (opium poppy), 1651 nucleotides long. Its product is annotated as F-box protein CPR1-like. Lineage: Eukaryota; Viridiplantae; Streptophyta; Magnoliopsida; Ranunculales; Papaveraceae. The transcript has 2 exons. Gene Ontology annotation, molecular function: protein binding. The record is from RefSeq and is a predicted model, not a curated record. Bases 63 to 1301 code for a protein of 412 amino acids.
UUCCUCCCAUAAGUAUAAGAUUUCGCCCUAGCUAGGGUUCUUCAUAUCUUCGUUCUUGCAGGAUGAACCUACCAUGGGAUAUCCUGUCAGACAUUUUUAUUCGGCUUCCUCUGAAAUCACUCGCACGAUUCAGGUGCGUAAACCACUCGUGGUACAGUCAAUUAAAAUGCCCCAAAUUUCUUAAAGCGCGAAAUGAUUAUGCUGUCGAAAUGGGCAAAUUCAAUCUCAUGUUUCAUAAUCAAAAUCAUAUUUAUACCUUUAGUUAUGAUACAUCAUUAUCUACAUGUGAAAGAACUAGUCAUAUCGAAUACCCUGAUGAAUCUAACGAGAAGGAAAUUGAGGUUUUAGGAUGUUGUAAUGGUUUGGUUUUGUUAAGGCACAUUGAUUUGAUGGACGAUGCAUCAUUGUCCUAUGUUAUUAUUAUCUUGUGGAACCCGACUACGAAUGAAUGUAAGAGAUUACCGAAUCCACCUAUUGGAAAGCAGGUUAAGGAUAGGAAUUAUGUAGAAUAUGGUUUUGGAUAUGAUGAACAAAUUGAGGAUUUCAAAGUGGUACAUUUGACACAGGCUUCAUAUGGUCGCUGGUCUAGGUGUGAGGUAUAUGUCUAUACUCUGAAAGCAAAUUCAUGGUCAAGAGUUGAUAGCGUUGAUAUAGAUGGUUUGCAUUAUCCAAGAUCAUGUGAUAUGGGUCGAUGGCCUGUUAAUGGAGGUUUUUAUUGGAUAGCACAACUGGAACGGAGAAAUUUCUUGCACGUCUUUUUUCUUCUUAGAUUUGAAUUCGAGACGGAAGAGUUCGAUGCGGUGCCACUGCCGGAUUUUGAUGAAAAUGCCAUAGUAUGUUUGUGUGUCUUAGGUGGAUCACUUUGUUGUUUUUGUUAUGGUACUGACGUUAUAGGUUUGUGGGAGUUGAAGGACAAUGGGGAGGAAGAGGAGGAAUCAUGGACCAAAGUUUUCAUCAUUCAACUAAGAGAACAUUUUGGGAAAGUAUCUAGUUUUAUGCCCUUGCAAUUUUUGAAGAAUGGAAAGAUUGUGUUAUUGUUAAAGCUGGCUGAUAAUUGUUUACAUAUUGUUCAUUAUGACCCAAAACAUUCUACGUUUGGAACUAUUUAUGCCCAUGAUGAAUCUCUAAGGGCUUCCGCUUUCAGUACAUCUGUCUAUGUGGAGAGCAUAUUUUCACUUGGCACAGGAACUUAUUUAGGGAAAGUACAAUGGGAGGCCUCCCACGAAGAAGAUUGGAGUAACUCAUCAGAAGAAGAUGAUGACAACGAAAAUACUGAUGGUGGUGAUGGUGAAGAAGAUUGAAAUAUCGAGGAGAAAAGCAAGUUAAUGGGAGUGUUGCGCGCCUAUCCCCUAGAAUCAAGCUGGGAUGUUCUUCCUGUUUUAUUUUUAUUCAUGUUUUUGGUAGUUCUCUAUUAGGAAACGUUAUUGCUCAUUUGUUUAGUCAGAUCUAUCAUGGUGUCCUUUUUUCUUCCCCCUGAAAUGUGGUACUGAAAAAGGAUGGAAAGGAGUUGUAUUUUUAUGGUCUUAGCCAUAGCAAGAUUCGUGUUUCAGGUUUAUUGUUUCUGUUAGGUGUUUAAAGUUUAAAGCUAAGUUCUAGCCUGUUUUAGUUAUCUUUAGGCUGCUGUUUCAAUACACAAGUUUAGUCUAUUGCG